Molecule: messenger RNA, 2337 nt
Organism: Cottoperca gobio
Lineage: Eukaryota; Metazoa; Chordata; Actinopteri; Perciformes; Bovichtidae
Gene: ube2b
Product: ubiquitin-conjugating enzyme E2B (RAD6 homolog)
Exons: 6
Coding region: 143-601 (152 amino acids)
Source: RefSeq, a predicted model, not a curated record
CGACGUCACUAGAAACAGCUAGCUAGCCAGUUGUUUUGGGAGAAGAAGAAAAGGGUUACAAGCGGAAGAAACACCGGAUUUGGUUUCGGAUAGUAUUCGUUUUAUGGUCCUGCUUUAGUUUUUUUUAAAUACAUUUUGAAUAAUGUCGACCCCGGCAAGGAGACGGCUAAUGAGAGAUUUUAAAAGACUUCAAGAAGAUCCUCCCACCGGUGUGAGUGGAGCACCAUCAGAGAACAACAUAAUGCUUUGGAACGCAGUUAUUUUUGGGCCGGUGGGAACACCGUUUGAAGACGGAACGUUUAAGCUGCUGAUAGAGUUUUCAGAGGAGUACCCAAACAAGCCUCCCACAGUUCGGUUUGUCUCCAGAAUGUUUCACCCAAAUGUUUACGCAGAUGGCAGUAUAUGUUUAGACAUCCUUCAGAACCGCUGGAGCCCCACAUACGAUGUGUCGUCCAUACUCACCUCCAUCCAGUCGUUGCUGGAUGAGCCAAACCCCAACAGCCCGGCCAACAGUCAGGCCGCACAGCUCUAUCAGGAAAACAAGAGGGAGUACGAGAAGAGGGUGACGGCCAUCGUGGAGCAGAGCUGGGUGGACGUCUGAGCUUCUCUCGCUCUCCCCCCCCACCACCGUCUCUUCAUCAUCCCAGUACUUCUACGGCUUUCAUUUUUACCUCAUCAAGAAUAAACCGCAACUAUAUCGGGAAAAACUCAAGUGCCACCCUGAAAAAAAAAAAAAGGAAGAAUAAACAAACAAACAUCCAGAACACCCAAAAGAGAAAGGACAUUAACUCGCUCGCCAAUACAUUUGAGAAAAACGAGGAGAAAUCAUCUUAUAUUUGUGUUUCUUGUCCUUAAUUUUACUUUUUUUUUUUUUUAUUGCAUGAUGUGAAAUAAGUUAUUGCUAACAGAAUUUGUAAUAUAUCUUUUUGUUGUUUGGUUGGAUUGAUGCUGUUAGUGUUUUGAGUUUUACAGAUUGUUUUUCCUUUUUUGUAAUGUUGGCGGGUGUGCACACAACUUGGCUGUUGGGGAAAGGGCAGGUUGAUGACCAAAUCUCUAUUUCUGAAGCAUACUGACCCUGAAAGCGACUUUCAGAGUCGGUAUCCUUGUUAUUCUCCGAGUCAGCCACAGAUGCAGCUUUAUAAAGAGCAAUCCCUGAUCUGUUACAUAUCUCUGUUAUUUUGAGAGACUGUAGGUUUGGGCUCACAGACGUCACAGGCUGCAACAGCGCCAAGUCUCCCUAGCCCUGAUGAAUCAUGACUCCCUGGCUAGGCAGCUCUGAGCUUUUAUUCCAGUCAUUUCUGCUCCGGGGUGGAAGAGUGUGUUGGAGAGGGAGUGUUAUGAGAAAGUAAAUAUUAACACCAGGAUGGCACAGGAUAAACUUGGACUGUGAAGCCCAAAGUGGGUUAGUUGAAAGGGACGCGGGGAUCCCGGCCGAGCCAAAGAAAUAACAUAUUCAUUGCAAUCAAUUAGAUUUUCCGAGAGUCAGUCUUCCCACUGUUGUCAAUGUGUCUUUCUGUGUUAAAUGUUAUCAAAGUAUGUAGAGCAUAGGAAGAUUUCCUUGAACGGUGGUGCUGUAUUGUGGUGCGUUCAUGGCUCACGGGACAGUGGAAGCUGUGAAGAUUACAGGCGAUCAGCAUGAAGUUGGUAAGAAAGGACGACAUAUUUACUUCUACAAUAUGUUCUCUUCUGCUCAUUUUCUAUAAUACACCUUUUUUAUUUCUCGGAAAAGAGAAGAUACUUUUAUUUACAACUGUUCUCAGCUCCCUCUCCCGACGGCUCAUCUUACCUUGUGUUUACAUGGUUUUCCAAUUUCAUCCGCCAAAAAAAAGCAAAAUUACUUUCAAAUGCUUUGUUGCCUGUGACGCGUGUCAGUGCUUUUGAUCCUUCUCUUGAAAUGACACAGCUGACAUGUAUUAACAAGUGAGCAGAGAAUAAAAGCAGUGCAGUCGAGUGCGUACGUUUUGUUUGAAAUAAACAGUUAAGAUGAUUGACAGCAAUCUGCUGCAGGGAAGACUUUACAGUGACAUCAACUGUUUUCCCAAAAGCUUAAGUUGUUUCCAUGCCUGCAUUUGUCUCAUUUUAUUUGUAUGUGAUACCCAAUUAAAACACCUUGAAUCUAAAGUUAGAACUUAACCCGGCCCAACUCCAGCUCAAUAAUCCAUGGAAGACAAACAAAACAGAGUUCCUCUUUGCUCAGACAGUUGAAGGUCAUAUUGUGGCUCGCAAAAUAUUUCACUUAAAAAGGCAGAAGGAAUAUGUUAAAGAUUUUGUGAAUUUAACAAAAGAAAUGUAUACUUAUAUGUAUGAACAUAAUAAAACACAUUUUUCAGAGUUUGA